AUGUCAUCAUCAUCAACCGCACCAAAAGAAACUCCAACUAGAGGCUUGACCGGAAAAAUUUCAGGUCUUGACAUGUCCACUGCUCAAGGUAAAUCAUUAACUGACAAAUUGGCAGCUGAAGCAUUGGCUAAAGACGAAGCUCAAACUAUACACGAAACCAAAAACUCCUUAUUGAACAAACCAGCCACUGAAAAGGAAACCAAAGAUUACGAAAAGCAACUUGAGGCCAUGAAUGCCGAACAUGAACAGUUCUUGAGCAAACACAAAGUACACAGACACGAAUUGAAGGGAUUGGAAGCUGAAGAGCCGCUCUUGAAGGAAAACACGCGUCGUUACGUCAUGUUCCCAAUCAGAUACCAUGAGAUCUGGCAAAUGUACAAGAAGGCCGAAGCUUCAUUCUGGACCGCUGAAGAAAUUGACUUGGGUAAGGAUCUCCAUGAUUGGAGAGAGAAACUAAACGAUAACGAACGUUACUUCAUUGGAAGGAUUUUGGCCUUCUUUGCUGCAUCUGAUGGAAUUGUUAAUGAAAACUUGGUGGAAAACUUUUCUGCCGAGGUUCAAAUUCCUGAAGCCAAGUCAUUUUAUGGGUUCCAAAUCAUGAUGGAGAACAUUCACUCGGAAACGUAUUCGUUGUUGAUUGAAACUUAUAUCAAGGACCCCAAGGAAGCUGAUUUCUUGUUCAAUGCUAUUGAAACCAUCCCACAAAUCAAAAAGAAGGCCGAUUGGGCCAUCAGAUGGAUUCAAGAUAAGGAUGCAUUGUUUGCUGAGAGAUUGGUUGCUUUUGCUGCUGUUGAAGGUAUCUUUUUCAGUGGUUCAUUUGCAUCUAUUUUCUGGUUGAAAAAGAGAGGCUUGAUGCCAGGAUUGACCUUUUCCAACGAAUUGAUUUGUCGUGAUGAAGGUUUACACACUGAUUUUGCAUGUUUGUUGUUUGCACAUUUGCAACACAGACCAGACCAAAAAAUUGUUGAGAGAAUUAUUACCGAAGCCGUUGAAAUUGAAAAGGAGUUUUUCACUGAUGCUUUACCGGUUAGUUUGUUGGGUAUGAACUGUAAGUUGAUGUGCCAAUACGUUGAGUUUGUUGCUGAUAGAUUAUUGGUUGCCUUGGGUAACAAAAAAGUUUACAAUGUCACCAAUCCAUUUGAUUUUAUGGAAAACAUCUCCUUGGCCGGUAAGACCAACUUUUUUGAAAAGAGGGUUUCCGAUUACCAAAAAGCUGGUGUUAUGGCCAAGAGCGAAAACAAAGAUGCCAAUGCUUUUGCUUUUGAUGAAGAUUUCUAA
Lodderomyces theae is the source of this 1278-nucleotide messenger RNA. It is a transcript of the gene RNR21, whose product is annotated as ribonucleotide-diphosphate reductase subunit. Gene Ontology annotation, molecular function: oxidoreductase activity. Lineage: Eukaryota; Fungi; Ascomycota; Pichiomycetes; Serinales; Debaryomycetaceae. Bases 1 to 1278 code for a protein of 425 amino acids. Gene Ontology annotation, biological process: deoxyribonucleotide biosynthetic process. The record is from RefSeq and is a predicted model, not a curated record. The transcript has a single exon.